Sesamum indicum (sesame) is the source of this 2010-nucleotide messenger RNA. The record is from RefSeq and is a predicted model, not a curated record. NCBI's taxonomy places the organism in Eukaryota, Viridiplantae, Streptophyta, Magnoliopsida, Lamiales, Pedaliaceae.
UGUAUUUAUAAUAGAAGCGUCUUUUUACCAAAUUCGAAAAUUUUGUCUCAUCCCUUAUGAAUCUUGAGUUUUUCUCCAACUGACAGUCGAUUAUUCGGAUGCCACAAUCUGUACAACACUGAACGCCGUGUUUCAGUUCCAAAAUCUAGAUGUAUUGCUUGUAAUUCUUGGAAUCCCAAGUUUGUCCCGCACUGUGGGGCUCUCUUUUGAUCUCUUUUUCUUCACUAUUUCACAAUUUGGAGCCGAUCUCUUGACGGGUUUUCCCUACUGAUCACCCCAUUGUUGAAUUCCUCGGAUUCUCAGAAGAAGUCAGCUGUUGGUAUUGCUUCAUUGCCUUAUCGUCAUUCGGGAAAAGAUCCAUUUUUUAAGGUUCUUGAAGCUCACUUCUUAUAUUUGGUUCAUCAUUUCCUAUUCUUGUCCAAGAGGUUGGGGGAAAAGAAUCAAUCUUUUUCCGCUUUGAAUUUAACUGGUGGUAGCAUCAGUAGCAUAUGGCGGCUUCUUACAGGAAAGCCCGAGGAAAAGAUGCGGCUUUACGCCGUUUAAUUCUGAGUGUUGCGUUGGGAGUUGUUUUAUUGGUGUUACUGCUGAGUAUAAAUGCCCUCAUAGAAUCACUUACCAGUAUUUCAAGUGAGACUGGUGAAAGGCCUGGAGUUAGACAUUAUAACUACAGUUUUGAUGUCAAGAACUUGAAGCUUCCCAAACAGAAUGAGCUUUCGGUUUGGUUAGAGAAACGUAAUAGGAUGUCUCCAAGGAACUUAGAUUUGUAUCCCAAUCUAGCAGAGGAUCAUAUAGUCAUUGUGUUGUAUGUUCAUAACCGGCCCCAGUACCUUCGAGUGGCUUUGGAUAGCCUUUCCCUUGUAGCUGGAAUAAACGAAACUCUACUUAUCGUUAGUCAUGAUGGUUACUUUGAACGGAUGAAUAAGAUUGUAGAGAGCAUCAAGUUCUGCCAAGUGAAACAAAUAUUUGCACCUUAUUCCCCUCAUAUAUUUAGUAAUAGCUUUCCUGGAAUUUCACCAUUUGAUUGCAAGGAUAAAGAUGAUCCUACUAAGGUGAAAUGUGAAGGAACUCGAGAUCAGUAUGGGAACAACCGGUCGCCAAAGAUUGCGUCGUUGAAGCAUCAUUGGUGGUGGAUGAUGAAUACGGUGUGGGAUGGGUUGAAGGAGACGAGGCAGCACUCUGGUCAUAUUCUCUUCAUAGAAGAGGACCACUUCAUCUAUCCUAAUGCAUAUCGUAACCUGCAGUCACUUACGGAGCUGAAGCCUGAAAAAUGUCCAGAAUGCUAUGCUGCAAACCUGGCACCAUCUGAUGUGAAAUCAAAGGGAGAAGGGUGGGAGGCUCUGGUAGCGGAGAGGAUAGGAAAUGUGGGAUAUGCGUUUAAUCGUACUGUGUGGAGAAUGAUACAUAGGAAUGCUAGACAAUUUUGUUUGUUUGAUGAUUACAACUGGGACAUAACAAUGUGGGCCACAGUUUAUCCUUCAUUUGGGGAACCUGUUUACACAUUACGAGCACCUAGAACAAGUGCUGUUCACUUUGGCAAGUGUGGUUUGCAUCAAGGUCAGGAUGAGGAGGAGGCAUGUAUCGAUGAGGGUGGUCUGAGUUUAGAAUUGGAAGACAUUGAUAGAGUUCCCAAUGUUAAAUCAGUAUGGAAAGUAUAUCAACACAAGCGCCAAGAAGGUUAUAGAGCUGGCUUUAAGGGUUGGGGAGGCUGGGGAGAUAUCAGAGACCAUAAGCUAUGUCUGACUUUUGCCAACAUGUAUGGAGCUUCAAUCUAGACGUAAUAUCUGAUCAUAAAGAUUAGAUGCCAUUACAAUUUUCACUUUCUUUAUGCAAUAGAGAAGAUUCAUUAUUCUUUCGCACUUAUGCUGUAAGAAAUAAAAGAUUUUGCUUUGUUACCAAUUCCAUAAUCCUAAACAUAUAACCGUUACUCUUUGUAUGUACUUUUAGUCCCUCUUAUGUUCUUAAUGUUACCCCUGAGCAGGCUUUGUAAUGUGGUAGGUACUCAUAUGAAAC